Molecule: messenger RNA, 1428 nt
Organism: Striga hermonthica
Lineage: Eukaryota; Viridiplantae; Streptophyta; Magnoliopsida; Lamiales; Orobanchaceae
Source: the annotation of a GenBank genome assembly
AUGUACAGUGGGUCCAGUGACGGCGAGGCGCCGGCCCAGAGGAAAAUUCCGGCGGCAUCCUCGAUGCUCUGGGUACGUAACCUCCGCCGCUACAUCGGAUCUGGCGCGGGCCUCGGAUCCGAAGCUCUCAUGGAGCUAGAGACGAAAAGGAUUUUGCUGGAUAUCUUUAAAGCGAAGCAGCAAAAGAGCGCUGAAGCUGGUACCAUCCCGAGCUUCUACAAGAAGAAACCCGAGGAAGGUUCCAUAAGUCAUAGGGUCCAGAGGCUAGCAAAGUACCGGUUUCUCAAGAAACAAUCUGAUCUUUUGCUUAAUGCUGAUGACCUGGAUGCUAUGUGGGUGUGCCUGAGGGAAAAUUGCGUCAUUGAUGAUGCAACUGGUGCUGAGAAGAUGAACUAUGAGGACUUCUGCCACAUUGCUUCUGUAUGUACUGAACAAAUAGGCCUCAAAUGUCGCCGCUUUUUCAGUCCUUCAAAUUUCAUGAAGUUUGAGAAGGAUGAAUCUGGAAGAAUUUCUAUCCUACCUUUCUAUCUUUAUGUGAUGCGCACGGUUUCACUCACUCAAGCAAGAAUUGAUAUGAGUGAGCUUGAUGAGGAUUCUGAUGGCUUCCUUCAGCCUCAUGAAAUGGAAUCAUAUAUCAGAGGUCUUAUUCCCAAUUUGGCACAACUGCGGGACAUGCCUGCUGGUUUUGUGCAAAUGUAUUGUCGCAUAGCAGCACACAAAUUCUUUUUCUUCUGUGAUCCACAUAAAAGAGGGAAGGCAUGCAUAAAGAAAGUGUUGCUCAGUAAUUGUCUUCAGGAGCUAAUGGAACUGCACCAGGAAAGUGAGGAAGAGGCUACCGACACUGAACAAGCUGAAAACUGGUUCUCACUGACAUCUGCUCAACGCAUAUGUGAUAUGUUUCUUGCUCUUGAUAAAGAUAUGAAUGGAACACUUAGCAAACAGGAGCUUCGAGAUUAUGCAGAUGGCACAUUGACAGAUAUCUUUAUUGAAAGAGUAUUCGAUGAGCACGUGCGGCGUGGAAAAAGUGGUGGUGGUAAUGCUCGGGAGAUGGACUUUGAGAGUUUUCUCGACUUUGUUUUAGCUCUAGAGAAUAAAGACACUCCAGAAGGGUUAACUUAUCUGUUUAGGUGCCUCGAUCUUAAUGGAAGGGGAUUCCUGACAACUGCUGAUAUCCACACACUAUUCAGGGAUGUUCACCAGAAAUGGAUCGAAGGUGGCAAUUAUGAACUAUGUAUCGAGGAUGUAAGGGACGAGAUCUGGGACAUGGUGAAACCGGCCGACCCAUUGACGAUAACACUUGCCGAUCUACUUGCUUGCAAGCAAGGUGGAACAGUGGCAAGCAUGCUUAUUGAUGUGCGCGGUUUUUGGGCUCACGAUAACAGAGAAAAUCUUCUACAGGAGGAGGAAGAGCCGGAAGAGGAACAAUGA